Messenger RNA from Chaetomium globosum CBS 148.51, 303 nucleotides. RefSeq lists its product as uncharacterized. NCBI's taxonomy places the organism in Eukaryota, Fungi, Ascomycota, Sordariomycetes, Sordariales, Chaetomiaceae. The record is from RefSeq and is a predicted model, not a curated record. The transcript has 2 exons. Bases 1 to 303 code for a protein of 100 amino acids.
AUGAGUUGUAACCUCUGUUCCAUCGGUGCCCUUCUGCUACUCCGCUUCGGCCCCGCCGCGGGCCUCCUCGUUAUUGUUCUCAUUUUCCAGCUCUACCGCCAGCCGGAACUCCCACUCCAGGAGCUCUGCGCCGUCGUCUGGCCAGGGCUGAGGUUUAUCUACGGCUCCGUUGCAUUCGAGUACGAGGUGUUCGAAUGUCUCGCGCGCCAUACCGCAGCGGCAUACCGGCGUUACCACCUCGGGGACCCUCCGAGUAAAGAGGAACCCUCGAAGCCCAAUCUUCCCGGUCCUCGCUUGCACUAG